AUGAAAAGAUCCGAUUCUGCAUCAAUUCGUUCAACACAACAAAAAACACAUCAUGAUAACAAUAUUGACAAAUUAACGGAUUUCAAAAAAACGCCAAAUUCUCCAUGUACUACUACUAAUAAUAAUAACAAUCAUAGUAAUCAUAAUCAUAAUAAUCAUAAUAGUAAUUCACCAACAUUUUCCAUACAUUCAGCACCAUUUCUUCUAAAUCCACAACCAAAUGAUACAACACAAUUAACACCGAAAUCCACAAUGUACGACGCAAAUAUUGGUUCAUUUUCUAUGACAAGUGUUAAAGAAAUAUUAGAACGUUUAAAAAUGGAAGUUGAAUUUGAACGUAAUAAACGUACCAUAAUAGCUAGACAACGUAAUCAAGAUAUACACAAAUUGACAACACGUUCAAAAGCUGAAAAUCGUAUCUUGUUGUGUGCAUUAAAACAUGCUGAAAAUAAAGCUAGAAUGUAUCGUGAUGAAUAUCAUAAGUUGAAAACUAAAGUUCAAACAAAAUUGAUCAAUUCUGAACAGGAGAAUUGUAAAAAUUUAACUACUAAUGCUAUAAUCAGAAACAAAGAAAUAUUUUCGAAUGAAAAAAGAACAUUUUUAAAAAAUCAAUCUGACUGGAUGAUUAAUAGAAAUGAUUGUAAAUUACUGAGCUAUUCAUGUCAGAAGGACCAACGAUUAAAAGGUGGUAUUUGA
Messenger RNA from Schistosoma turkestanicum, 696 nucleotides. The record is from the annotation of a GenBank genome assembly. Lineage: Eukaryota; Metazoa; Platyhelminthes; Trematoda; Strigeidida; Schistosomatidae.